Molecule: messenger RNA, 1565 nt
Organism: Seminavis robusta
Lineage: Eukaryota; Bacillariophyta; Bacillariophyceae; Naviculales; Naviculaceae
Source: the annotation of a GenBank genome assembly
GGCACUUUCACUUCUUCCCGCGCUUGCAGAAGAACACACACAAUCAUGGAUCACCUGUAGCCAGCUAUUACCAUAAGAGUCGAGUCAAGGCAGACCCACCACUCCCUCGCAAAGAUCAACGUGCUUUUCUCUUCACGAACUACAGUACAAGAGAGUGAUAUUGGAUCAGGUAUAUAGUUCAGUGAAGUGAUCAUGCUCAGCACAGUCCACAAGCAGACGGGUGACAUUGUCGACAAAACGAUGGUGGUACCCACACGACGGCUCUCCGAGUUGGUGACGGGUAUCAGCGCUCGGAGCCUUUCUGUCCUUCGUCUCGAGGGAAGCACCACCAAGCGUGUGAGAUUUGCUUCUAUGAAAGAAGAGCGACACGAAUACCCCGCUGCCGUCAAUCUGGUAGACUCCACGGAAGAGCUCUGGUAUUCGAUGCAUGAUAUUCAAGCUGCCAUUGCGGAAGAUGCGGACGCUAUCCGGCAACAGGAAGAAGCGAAAUCAGGUGAAGACACACUACAAGUAGAGCCAAGGGGACUGGAGUUUUAUACGGGAGAUCAAACGCAACGAGCACAAGCCGUGACGCGCUACAUCCGCACAAUCAUCAGCAAGACACAUCAAAACACCAAGUUCUCCACUCAAAAGCUCAUCAUGACGGGAGGCAAAAAUGGGUAUGUCAUGGAGGGAGACAGUAAUGGGAGUAUCUCGCGGUAUUCCUUUCAGGUGACAGCCUCUGCAAAGGACAUGGCACAUCGACUGGCUGUCGAAGACGAAUUGGAGGCACGUAGAAUCUACUUGGAGGAUGGUGUCGUGGCUUCUUCGUCAGGCAUUUUCUUAAUCAGUGAAACUAGCGACACCAACGGGACAGCAGCCAGAACUGGGAGGGAUGAUGGACCCCGCUGGUCGAUCACAGCCAAGGUAACAUAUUGAGGCUUCCAUUCUCGUGUCCGGUACUUUGGAAUCACGUCAGCUUUUGCCAUCAAGGGCGCAGUCUCGUUGGCAUCAAACACGUCAAGAACUAAAUGUAGCACUACUGUAUCUCUGAAGAUCUUCCGGCCAUGUAUUGGGCAACAAAUAGAAGUGACGGGGGGUCGCACCGAAACUCGUUGGAUCAUCUCAUCUCGACUCUCGACGCAAAAAAUGCUUUUGGAGCAGUAUCGAAAGAGGAGGGUGGAGUCCUUCAUAUCAGCACUCCCUGCGACAAGGGCGUUGUCCAAGGACAUGAAUGGCUAUCGUACGUGGGUGUGACGAUGCAGCAAAAUCAAGUCGAAUCGGCACUCGAGAAAGUGACCAAGAGUCUGGAGAAAGGUGGAUUCGAGCAGUUCCCUAACCAUUUCAUGCACGGAACAACAGGAAACAAAUUGCAGCUGAUAUGCGAACUCGAGGGAUGGCAUUACGUUACAUGUAUAAGCGGCAUAGCAAGGUCGGGAUGGCUUGGGUCUCUCACAGUAUGGAUGAAGCCAUCAGCUCCCUCAAGUUUGGCCUGCAGCUAUGUUGGAAAAAUGAAUACUAAGUAGAUACGUUAAGGAGCGAGGGGGCGCUAAGCUAGGCAGAGCAGCGGCUGCUGCGGUGGUGGG